AUGCAUCCUACAGUUGAAGGAAAAGCUGAAAAACCAUCGAGAAAACGAUAUUCUGAGACGUCUCAUGAAUCUUUCACAUUAUAUUCAUUGGGCACAAAUGGGGGGCCAUUAGAGUCAGGUUGUAGUGCUCAUCUUUUGUCGGAUGGGACAUUUAAGGAGAUCGUCUCAAUCGACGGAGGAGGACAUCUUUCUGCAUUGGCGGAGUUGAUAGAAAAAAAACUACUGACAGUCGACAUUGAUGAGCAGAACUUCCAGUUUGCAGGAGAAGGAACACCUCUUAACAGUAUAUAUGCAAAAGCGUGGUUGUUUUCCGAGCAGCGUAUUAAAACUUUCUUAAUUUCACACUGCCAUUUAGAUCAUAUAUACGCUUGCGUUAUUAACAGUGCAAUGUUUGGUCCACAAAAUCCGAGAACAAUCGUGGGCUUGGAAUACGUGAUCGAUACCCUUAAAAAGCAUAUAUUCAAUAACCAAGUGUGGCCUGCGUUAGAUAAAGCUGGUUUUAUAAAUUUCAAGAUAAUCAAUGAAGCCACGUAUACCAACAUAACCUCUACCUUGUCUGUAUUACCUUUUCCCGUGAACCAUGGCUCAUCGUUUGGACAUGAAUUGAAGUCGUCGGCAUUUCUCAUUCGCAACAUGUUAUCCGACCGGUAUUUCGUAGCCUUUGGGGACGUAGAGCCAGAUAGAGUAGCAUCAGAUUCGCUUAAUAUCUAUAUAUGGAGAGUCUGUGCUGAACUCAUUGCUAAAAAGAAGCUAUCCCAUAUAUUAAUUGAAUGCUCUACUCCCGAUAUAUCUGAUGCCUUACUGUUUGGCCAUUUCUGUCCUCGGCAUCUAGUGGAUGAGCUUUGCUCGCUUCGGUCUUUUGUUAAUGAGCUAGGUGAAAGUAUGGAUAAUGUCACUGUAUUAAUAACUCACUUGAAAUCUCAUCCUCUUGAGGUAAUCGAUCCUGAAGUCGUCAUCGUGGAGCAGCUUGAAGCUUUGAGUAAAGCAUGUUCCUUGCCCGUUAAAUUUAAAAUAGUCAAACGAGGACAGUUUUAUAGAUUUUCCUGA
Molecule: messenger RNA, 1047 nt
Organism: Schizosaccharomyces osmophilus
Lineage: Eukaryota; Fungi; Ascomycota; Schizosaccharomycetes; Schizosaccharomycetales; Schizosaccharomycetaceae
Gene: cgs2
Product: dual-specifity cAMP/cGMP phosphodiesterase Cgs2
Exons: 4
Coding region: 1-1047 (348 amino acids)
Biological process (GO): negative regulation of glucose mediated signaling pathway; cAMP catabolic process; cGMP catabolic process
Molecular function (GO): 3',5'-cyclic-GMP phosphodiesterase activity; 3',5'-cyclic-AMP phosphodiesterase activity
Source: RefSeq, a predicted model, not a curated record